Alternaria triticimaculans is the source of this 738-nucleotide messenger RNA. RefSeq lists its product as uncharacterized. The record is from RefSeq and is a predicted model, not a curated record. The transcript has a single exon. Bases 1 to 738 code for a protein of 245 amino acids. NCBI's taxonomy places the organism in Eukaryota, Fungi, Ascomycota, Dothideomycetes, Pleosporales, Pleosporaceae.
AUGUCGGGCUUUUUGAUCAAUCAUGAGCCACCUACUCGUCUUGAGCGCUUCGUCCAGGACACUAUCGACUCAUUCAAAGGUUCCUUCGCAUUUCUCUUCCGCGGAAGCUGUCUCGAAUACUGGAUGCUUGAUCCCAAUGGUCAGGCCUAUACACUCUUCCUGGUGACGCUGCUAGGCGUCUCGACUUGGCUGCUCAUCCUGAACCGAAACUCAAAGACUGGUGUGGCUUCAAAGUCCGAGCAGAACUGGUCGGAGAGCGAAAUGGCUGGGGAGAUGGAUAUCGACGGCGAGGAGUAUCAUAGCGACGAACACCGACCAUUCACUCCGCGUCCCUCGUCUUACCCCCGCGAAGAAACACCCAUCAUGCGCAAGCUAGCACCUCCUCAUCAUCGUCCCGUCAACGCACACAUCGAAGGCUCACCUUUUCGAGUCAAACAAUCUCUGGGACCUCGCAUUCGUCAAUUCUUACCGUCCGCCCAUCAGGCUCCCUCUCCAAUCAACCCCAGGCUUUCCAAAGCUUUCUCGACUAGGCCUCAGCGCGAUAGCUUCUCGAACCUCGACAAUGACACUCCGGUAGCCAAUAAGACUCUCCAGGAAACCAGCCGGGUUGAUGCGGGCGACAUCUUUGAGGGGCGGAAGACGCAGAGCCCGGUGGUUGCUCACUGGUCAAAUGAGGGCGGUCAGCGUUAUGAUCGAGCGACCUUGAGGCGCGAGGUGGCUACCAAAUAUCUUUCCUAA